Cylicocyclus nassatus is the source of this 510-nucleotide messenger RNA. The record is from the annotation of a GenBank genome assembly. NCBI's taxonomy places the organism in Eukaryota, Metazoa, Nematoda, Chromadorea, Rhabditida, Strongylidae.
AUGUUGCACUCUGUGGAUGUUAUCGUCUGGGAUGAGAUUUCCAUGCAGUCUCGCUUUGCUCUGGAGUGCGUAGAGAGGCUUUUACGCGACGUCGCUGCACCAUCGCUCAGGCAUACUCCCUUUGGUGGUGUCACUAUUGUUUUGGGAGGCGUUGGUGGGAAUUCACAUGAAGAUGGGGAUCUUGUGAUCCCGCGUUGUAUGUGUAUGAGCUCUGAGAACGAAAUCAUCAACUGGAUUUACACGUCUGAACUGUUGCAUGAUUCGUCUGCGCUUGCGAAAGCUGCGUUAUUGACGGUGCGGAAUUGUGAUGCAGAAGAACGCAAUAUCAAAGUCUUGGCAAAACUUCCUGGCGAAACCGUUGAACUAAUUGGAAUCGAUACACCAUCUGUGGAGGAAGACGGUUUGGAUGGUCUUCCAUGCGACAACGAAGAGUACUUUCACAAGCUCAUGCCGGCGGCGUUACCACCCACAUUUUGCGCGUCAAGCCUGGCGCAAUACUUGUGCUGCUAA